AAAUUGCUAACGUUUUUGCUUCAGAUAUCGAUGCGUCCCAGGAUGAAAGUAGGGCCUUACAAAUUAAGAUGGAGGCCAAAAGAGCUGUCUAUCCUUCUCAUUAUUUUUAUGGGUGCAACUAUUCUUAUGUGGACAUUCGACAAAAAUCCAGUACUUACUCCCUCGCUACCAUCUAAAAAUCACUUGUUGCUGCUCUCUCCAGAUAUUAAAAGAGUACCUUUAGAACCCAAAAGACAUGUGAGAGAAGAAAUGUCUACAUCGACACAAAGGGAAUUCAUACAUAACAAAGAGGAACAUCAUCUGGAUAAGACAACUAUUGAUUCCACCAAAAGUUCUUCAGACUUUGAAACUGUUCCUAUUCACAAAAAAAUCUGUAAUUAUGCAAAAGGAAAAUGGGUUAUAGAUGAUAGACGGCCUUUGUAUUCUGGGUUUGGUUGUAAGCAAUGGCUAGCACCAAUGUGGGCUUGCCGUUUGAUGCAGCGUCAAGAUUUUGCAUUUGAGAAGCUAAGAUGGCAACCAAAAGAUUGUGAAACAGAAGAAUUUGAAGGGCCGAAGUUCUUAAAACGGAUGAAAGACAAAACUUUAGCUUUUGUUGGAGAUUCAUUGGGUAGGCAGCAGUUCCAGUCUCUAAUGUGCAUGAUAACAGCUGGUAAGGAUAGUUCAGAUGUCCUCGAUGUGGGAAACGAGUAUGGACUUGUCAUACCACCCGGUGGUGUACGUCCUGAUGGUUGGGCUUACCGGUUUCUCAGCACCAAUACUACUGUCCUUUACUAUUGGUCUUCAGGCCUCUGUGAAUUAGAACCUCUUAAUGUCAAGGACCCACAAACAGAGUAUGCAAUGCAUCUUGAUCGACCUCCGUCAUUUUUGCGCCAGUUUAUGCACAAAAUUGAUGUCUUGGUUCUCAACACGGGACACCAUUGGAAUAGAGGGAAACUCAGGGCUAACAGGUGGGUCAUGUAUCUUGGGGGUGCACCCAACACCAACAGGAUGUUAGCAGAUAUGGGACGUGCCAAGAACUUUACAAUCCACAAUACUGUGAAAUGGCUGGACUUUCAGCUCCCGAAGCAUCCUCGUCUGAAAGCCUUUUAUCGGAGCAUCUCCCCUAGGCAUUUUGUAAAUGGGGAUUGGAACACAGGAGGGAGCUGCAACAAUACUAGACCAAUGUCCAUAGAUAAAGAAGUAUUACAAGAAGAGUCUAGUGAUCCUAUCGCUGCCAGUGCCGUGAGAGGGACAGGGGUUAAGCUUCUGGACAUAACAGCUUUGUCUCAGGUGAGAGAUGAGGGUCACAUAUCCCGUUUCAUUACUACAUCAGCGUCUGGAGUCCAAGACUGCCUGCAUUGGUGUUUGCCCGGUGUUCCCGACACAUGGAAUGAAAUCCUCUUUGCACAAAUUUAAUCCAACAUGGUCGUUACUAAAUGAAAAAUCCUUGCAGCAUGACCCGAGACACGAAACUGCUGCAUGUUCCUAUAAUCGGUUGAACAUACUCUUGGCGGCAUCCUCUUACCGCAUCUUCUGUGGCAAGACUUCCAUGUCGAUCCUAGGCUCAUAUGUGUUGUAGAACCACAAAUUUUGAUGGUUCGCGUAUUCAUAGACUUAGUCUCUAGAUUUUUUCAGCUUAGUCAUGUAUAUCAAUUUCCUUUUUGAGCUUAAGCAUUCCGAUCUUGACAGGAUGAAGCAUCGGAGUAAAUUUAGCCUGAAACUAGGUACUUCUGUUGCCGCCGAGGAAGACAAAUGCUUACAACGGAUAGAAAAAUAGGACGAAAGGGGGAUAUAGAGUUGGA
Molecule: messenger RNA, 1781 nt
Organism: Hibiscus syriacus
Lineage: Eukaryota; Viridiplantae; Streptophyta; Magnoliopsida; Malvales; Malvaceae
Product: protein trichome birefringence-like 16
Exons: 5
Coding region: 31-1395 (454 amino acids)
Biological process (GO): xyloglucan metabolic process; plant-type secondary cell wall biogenesis; xylan biosynthetic process
Cellular component (GO): Golgi apparatus
Molecular function (GO): acetyltransferase activity
Source: RefSeq, a predicted model, not a curated record